AUGUCCAUAGACGGGGGGUUCGUUGACCGCCGCAGCGACUCUAUGCUCGUUAUGUUUUAUGGUGUUUUGAAUUUGUGUAUCGAUUCGCGGCAUUUGCUGACCCUUCCCCCAGCGGAAGUGUGGGCCCCGCCCGUGCGCAGAGUCCCCAACGCCCCGAAGAGCUGCAUCGCCGAGAUCUUCAGCUCCGACUCGCCCGACGGUAGCCCCGUGAAGAACGGCACCGCCAGGCCCCGCGUGGUCCGCGACACACCCACCCGCCCGCGCGACACCCACUCCAGACUCUUCGGACAGGCCACCGCUACGUCCGUGUCGCCGAUGGUGACGGACACCAUCCGCAGCCACAUCCAGUUCGGCGACGCGGAGGUGAACGGCAGCCCGUCCCACUCGCCGUCCAAGAUGGUGAACGGCAGCGCGACGUCCACGCCCAGCCGAGGUGAGACGGGCCCCGCCGAGCAUUCGUCGUACACGCCACCGAGGAGGAACCCGGUGACCGGUGACGGGAUCGCUGUGCCGCCGCUGCGCCGUCGCCACCCCGCCGCCAGCCAGCGAGGUGCCGACGAAUACAACCCUCAAGACCCUGACCUCCUAGAACCCCGGCCCUCCCAUCACUAUUUCACGCGGCACUGGCCGCCCCCGCCCGGAGUGUAUUAUGUCGAGUCGACGGAGAUACCCAGGCCCGUGUGCCACCAGUGCCCUCGCGUCCUACUUGGCCUGGAAACCGACGACCCGGAGAGAUCACAUCCGAUAAUAGACCCCGACUCUCUGUCCCCUCAGCCCGUACUCGACAGACCCUGGCCACCUUUCCCGGCAAGGCAUUAUCUCGAACGGGAGCGGCGUCACGUGCCGCACCAUCCCUUGCCGCCGUACGCUUUCGUCGGCAUGACGUCAGCCCUAGGCGAAAGACCCCAGCCCGACUACAAUCGCAAUCCGAUAGCGACUUUGGACGGACCGGUGGAUCCGUUCAUCGUCGCAAAUACAAACCCACCAAUAAGCCUCUUUAGGUACGAAAGGGACGGCCCCAUUCCCGACUGCUCCCUUCUGGACACACCCAAAGCUCCAGGCCCAUUCACGCUGACCGGUUUCCCUCCCAUAUUUCCCAAGUACGUGCCCGGAUACCUGUUUAACCUAAGUCGGCAUGCAGAAGACAUCAAACCUAAGACGUACUAUGUAGACUAUGUUCGCCAAAGAGAAUUGGAGGGCAACCCGAUCACCGGUGACGGCUACAAGUCGCUGAACGGCCAAAUCAACACGGUGACGUCGAUCAACGGCGGCAGCAACCUCACCCACAGCCGCGUACCGCCCGGCGGCUACUCGUCCGGACUCUGG
Molecule: messenger RNA, 1326 nt
Organism: Iphiclides podalirius (scarce swallowtail)
Lineage: Eukaryota; Metazoa; Arthropoda; Insecta; Lepidoptera; Papilionidae
Source: the annotation of a GenBank genome assembly